UUCAAUAUCUGUUGGAAGAAAGAGAAAGAAAUGGUAUUACCAGCACGUGUAUCACAUAAAGCCAACAGAGUCUCAUACCAUUAUCACAAUAUCUUUGUGAUAUGCUUAUUGUCAUUUACAUUAUUUACUGUAUUAAUCUCAGUGUAUUAUAUUUUUAAAUUUGGUAAUACACAGAAACAUUCCGAACAUAUUCCUAUAACUCUAAAUGAUAUAAAUACAUUGCCCAUUCAAACAUUACCUGCUGACUCGAGUACUGCAGAUGCAACCAAUUCUUCCUGUACAUAUUUCACUUGUUUCAACGUUUACCGAUGUGGCAGCCAGGGGAAUAAACUUCUGGUAUAUGUCUAUCCACUCAAGAUAUACUUAGAUUCUAUGGGUAGAUCGAUAACUGGACAGAUGACGAAAGAAUUCUAUCAAAUUGUGAAUGCUAUUAUCAGUAGUAAAUUUUAUACUCCUAAUCCAUACGAAGCUUGUAUUUUUAUUCCUUCCAUCGAUACUCUCAAUCAGAAUAGAUUGAGAUUGCAAGAAGUCUCUCAGGCAUUAAGAACAUUACCUUUCUGGAACAAAGGAAAGAAUCAUUUAAUCUUUAACAUGGUGCCUGGCACUGUACCAGACUAUAACACUAUCAUUGAUGUACCAGUAGGAAGAGCAAUGAUUGCAGGUGCUGGAAUGUCAUCAUUGACAUACAGACCUAGCUUUGACAUUAGUUUACCAGUGUACAGUCCACUUGUAAAUAAUCUGAAAACGAAUCAUAGUAAUAUGAGAAUAUGGCUGGUAAUAUCUUCACAAAUCAACAUUAAUAAUGCUUUUGAACAAGAUUUAAUAGAAAUAAAGACAACAUAUCCAAAAGAUAUUUUAAUACUAGGUCCAUGUUUGCAUUUUAAUCCAAUGAAUAAUACAAUACGUUGUGUAGGAGAGAAUAUAUACAAGUAUCCUGAUAGUCUGCAAACAUCGAUGUUUUGUUUGAUAAUCCGUGGUGCUAGGCUUGCCCAAAGUGCGCUUUUGGAUGCAAUGGCUGCUGGUUGUAUACCUGUGAUUAUAGCUGAUUCUCUAAUGAUGCCAUUUCAUGAUGUAAUCGACUGGACCAAGGCUGCUGUUUUUAUACGUGAAGUUGACAUUUUAUUGACAAUACAACUGUUAAAAAAGAUAUCUCCUCAACGUAUUAUGGACAUGCAAGAACAGAAUGCAUGGCUUUACGAUCGUUAUUUUAGUUCAAUGGAGAAGAUUACUGAAACUACAUUAGAAAUACUUGCAGAUCGUGUAUUUCCACAUUUAACACGAGAUUAUACAUAUUGGAAUGUACCAUCCUAUAAGGGAAAGCCUUCACCACUCUUUUUGCCAGUAACUGCUCCUAAAACGCGUGGCUUCACUGCCGUAAUAUUAACGUAUGAUAGAUUGGAGUUAUUGUUCUUAUUAAUUAAUAAACUUGUGAAGGUACCGAGCUUAUCCAAAGUUCUAGUAAUUUGGAAUAAUCAGCAUAAAGAUCCACCAUACUCUACUAGAUGGCCAAAAGUUAGUAAGCCAUUAAAAGUAAUACAAACGAAAGAAAAUAAAUUGUCUAAUCGAUUUUAUCCAUAUGAUGAGAUUGAAACCGAAGCAGUAUUAUCAAUAGAUGAUGAUAUUAUUAUGUUGACUGCUGAUGAAGUAGAAUUUGCUUAUGAGGUAUGGAGAGAAUUUCCAGAUAGAAUCGUUGGAUUUCCAUCUCGCUUACACAUGUGGGAUAAUGGUACUAAUUGUUGGAAGUAUGAAAGUGAAUGGACGAAUAGUAUUUCCAUGGUAUUAACAGGGGCAGCUUUUCAUCAUAAAUAUUGGAAUUACAUGUAUACUACAGCCAUGCCUGGAGACAUAAAGGAAUGGGUCGAUGAACACAUGAAUUGCGAGGACAUCGCAAUGAAUUUUUUGGUAGCGAAUAUUACUGGAAAAGCUCCGUUAAAGGUGACACCAAAGAAAAAAUUCCGAUGUCCCGAGUGCACCAAUACUGAAAUGUUAUCCGCGGAUUUGACGCAUAUGGUGGAACGUACACAGUGUAUAAACAAAUUUUCUUCUAUUUAUGGAACUAUGCCGUUGGAAUCAAUUGAAUUUCGUGCAGAUCCGGUACUCUUUAAAGAUGUGUUUCCAGAGAAAUUAAAACGAUUUAACGAUAUAGGCAGUUUAUAA
Molecule: messenger RNA, 2157 nt
Organism: Atta colombica
Lineage: Eukaryota; Metazoa; Arthropoda; Insecta; Hymenoptera; Formicidae
Gene: sotv
Product: exostosin-2
Exons: 9
Coding region: 31-2157 (708 amino acids)
Cellular component (GO): membrane
Molecular function (GO): glycosyltransferase activity
Source: RefSeq, a predicted model, not a curated record